AUGGCAUCUGAAAAUACAAAUCUUACUAAUGCAUUUGGACUCGCAAAAAGGUAUGAUUAUGCCAAUGCAGAGACUGAAUUCAAUUUAUUACUUUCGUCCAAUCAAAAUGAUGUGCUUUCUCUUUAUGAUCGUGGUUGUACAGGAAUUCAUCUCAAUAAAUAUCAGCUUGCCAUUGUGGAUUUUGAUGCAGCUAUUUUAUCCUUAAACUUAUCAACUAAACAUGAACUUCAAGCACUUUAUCAGCGUGGGUUUGCUCAUCAAAAACUUCAUCAGUACAAUUUCGCAUUAGAUAGUUGUAUCCAAUGUUUGAAUCGAGCUAUUGUUGGCUAUUCAAUUGUACACGUAAUAAUGAAAGCUUUGGAAAUAUUUUGUGAGAAAAUUCUAACAAUCUCAAUCAUGUGGCAACUAGAUUUAUCUGAGAUUCAAGAGCUCAGAAACUGUAAAUAUUUCGCUAUAUAUAAAUGA
Molecule: messenger RNA, 465 nt
Organism: Rotaria socialis
Lineage: Eukaryota; Metazoa; Rotifera; Eurotatoria; Philodinida; Philodinidae
Source: the annotation of a GenBank genome assembly